Messenger RNA from Talaromyces amestolkiae, 1035 nucleotides. RefSeq lists its product as uncharacterized. The record is from RefSeq and is a predicted model, not a curated record. Gene Ontology annotation, cellular component: cytosol. Lineage: Eukaryota; Fungi; Ascomycota; Eurotiomycetes; Eurotiales; Trichocomaceae. Bases 1 to 1035 code for a protein of 344 amino acids. Gene Ontology annotation, molecular function: hydroxypyruvate reductase [NAD(P)H] activity; glyoxylate reductase (NADPH) activity; NAD binding. The transcript has 2 exons.
AUGUCGAGACCAAUAAUCCUCCACAUUGGCGAUCCCAUCAAAUACAAUACCGAGACCCUCGACCGCCUCGCUUCUCAAUUCACCAUCAUCAGACCAUCCCUCGAAGAACGACAACGCGAUGCAUUCAUGCAAGCACUGCGAGAAAAGAAAUGGGGCGAUUUUCAAGCUAUAUGCCGACCCUUCUGGAAUUCGGGGGGCGAAAUGGGUCGUUGGGAUAAGGAGUUGGUGCCAUUAUUACCUAAAAGCGUAAAAGUGUUUGCAAGUGCGGGUGCGGGUUAUGAUUGGGCUGAUGUUGAUGUUUUGGCUGAUCACGGAAUUUUAUAUUGCAAUGGCGCAGCAGCAUCCUCCGAAGCUGUCGCCGACACUGCAAUCUACCAUAUCCUCAACGUCUUCCGCAACCUCAAAUGGUCCCUUGUCGCCGCGCACUCGGGAUCCGCCGAGCAAUGGCAAGAAGCACACAAAAACACUCAACUCACAGCUUGGAACCCGCGCGGCAGGACCCUCGGCAUGAUCGGUCUCGGAAAUAUCGGGUACACAAUCGCUCAAAAAGCGUACAGAGCGUUCGGCAUGAAAAUCCUCUACCAUGACCCUUACCGCAAGUCGACAGAACAGGAAAAUGCUAUUGAAGCGACGUAUUGCGCCUCGAAUGAGGAGAUGGUUGCGCAGGCAGACUGCGUCGUGCUCGCGAUGCCGUUUGGGGGUAAAGAGAUUAUUGACGCUGCGUUACUCUCACAUUUCCGUGAUGGAUCUCGAUUCGUCAAUAUCGCUCGAGGGAAACUGGUGGAUGAGGAGGCUGUCAUUGCAGCGCUCGAGUCUGGGAAGUUGCAUGCUGUGGGGCUGGAUGUGCAGUAUAAUGAGCCUCAUGUUCACCCUAAGAUGGCGACUAUGCGCAAUGUAGCGCUUACGUGCCAUACGGCUGGUGGUGCGAUGGACACAGUCCUAGGAUUUGAGAGGCUUGCUAUGGAGAAUUGUGAGAGGGUGAUUUUAGGACAGGAGCCGUUGACGGCUGUUAAUAAGCAUUUGAUUAAGAAGUAA